This is a messenger RNA of Lonchura striata (white-rumped munia), 815 nucleotides long. It is a transcript of the gene KCNMB1, whose product is annotated as potassium calcium-activated channel subfamily M regulatory beta subunit 1. Gene Ontology annotation, biological process: potassium ion transport; detection of calcium ion. NCBI's taxonomy places the organism in Eukaryota, Metazoa, Chordata, Aves, Passeriformes, Estrildidae. The record is from RefSeq and is a predicted model, not a curated record. Gene Ontology annotation, molecular function: potassium channel regulator activity; calcium-activated potassium channel activity. Gene Ontology annotation, cellular component: voltage-gated potassium channel complex; membrane.
UUAGGAGUUCAGCCACAGCAAAGCAAACCCAGCAACGUACACAAAAGAAUAAAAAAACCCCUUUCAGCUCUGAGCUCCACUACUAUCCCAAGUCUGUCAUGUAACAGACUUUUUCAUCAGAGAAAGCAGCAUUUCAUCAAAAACUAGGUUGUUCAAGUUUCACAACUCUAAAUCAUGCUGGGAAAGAAGUUGGUGACUGCACAAAAGCGAGGGGAGACAAGAGCGCUAUGCCUCGGACUGGGAAUGGUUGCAUGCUCCAUGAUGAUGUACUUUUUUAUUGGAAUCACCAUUGUGCCAUUUUACACUAAGAGUGUUUGGACAACAGAAACUGUGUGCAAGGUACUCAAAGCUAACAUCAAGGAAAAAGUUUUCUGCCCAAACAGCAAAGGCCCAGAGGAUGAGGAAAUCUUUCCUUAUCCUUGUCUACAAGUGUGGGUUAAUCUGACAGCCUCAGGACAGGAGGUUAUGCUCUACCAGACUGAAGAUACACUGGAAAGAAAUCCUAAGUGCUCAUACGUCCCAGACAAGUUGGAGAACUCUAAAGAAGUUAAGGCACAAAUAGAAAUAAUUGCAAGCAAUUUCAAAAAAUACCAGACUUUCCCAUGUUACUAUGACCCAAGAGGAACACAGACCAACGUCAUUUUAAGCAGACUUUAUCCCACAAAAGGUCUCCUCUUUGCUUUCCUCUGGCCUACACUCAUGUUUACUGGUGGAUGUCUGAUUAUUGUUCUGGUAAAAAUUAGUCAGUAUGUUUCUGUUCUUUCUGCUUGGCAGUAAAAAAAAAUACAUAUCUAGCAUAGAUUGUCGGAAGAUAU